AUGUCACGAUUAUCAAGUCUUACAUAUAUUUGUGCGUCCCUUUCUCUCUCGAUUUGCAUUCUUACGACGACCUACAUUACUACAUCUUGCUUUACCGCAUCGUUUCGUCCCGAGAUCUUCGCAGAGAGCGAGCGCGAUAGAUAUGCGAAUAAGGUCAUCGCAAGCUACUCUCUAGGCGCGGUCGCUUUCUUCCUUGGGAACUACCACGCUCUGGUCGCCUUCUCAUACCCCGAAACCUAUUUCUUCAUCUGUCCGAAUGCUUCGAACCUGUCCCCUGAACUAUUCACCUGGAAUCCUCAGACGAGAAGCUAUGUAACGCUUGUAUUUGCGUCGGGAUACGUUCUGGUUCAAUGCUUUACCCAACUUGGUUCACAUGCCAACUCGAACCUGCAUCUUACUGCACCAAAAAAGCUCGUCACUGGGGGAAUAUACAGCUGGGUCCAACAACCAUCCUACGCCGCCAACUUUGCGAUUCUGUGUGCCAAUAUCGCAUUGAUUUACAGAAAAGACGGUGCGGUUGCUUGCUGGCUGUCGAACAGCUUGGUCGGUGGAAAUAAGGUUGAGCUGGCUUUACAACUUGUGCAGGGGUUUGUUUUAGCUGCUGCUCUUGGGGCUUUGGGAAUGAGAGUCAGAAGCGAGGAGGCCAUCUUGAAGAACACCUUUGGGUCGGACUGGGAAGCAUACCACAAGCGAACCAAAAGAUUUAUUCCUGGUGUUAUCUAA
This is a messenger RNA of Hymenoscyphus albidus, 723 nucleotides long. Lineage: Eukaryota; Fungi; Ascomycota; Leotiomycetes; Helotiales; Helotiaceae. The record is from the annotation of a GenBank genome assembly.